AUCAAAUACACCCAAAGACAGAAUGUACAAACACUAUUCAUAAACAACCACCAAAUAUAUAAAAAAAAGUUUUCGAAAUUGUACAAUUUUGGAAGGGAGUUAACAGUUGUGUUGCAACUUAAAGUGAUUCUUUCUCUUGAUUACCUCCAUUUUCCGCAAGCCUUUCGCCGUCUUCUACUACCCUCCACUUCAAUCCUCCUAUUCUCUAUACACUUUCACCAUUUUCAACAUAUUUACACUCAUUUCAAUCAAGAUAUCAUCUGGGUCUUCAAGAUUAUCCCUUCAUAUCCUCAUAAAUUCAAUAAUGCCUGCUCAAAUCAACUCAUCUUCAUUUGGGUAUUCUUGAUUGUCAUUCUUUUUGCAGUUACAGAGGGGUUUCUUCAAGUGGGUUGGAGCUCUUGAAGGCUGUGAAUGAAUUUUGAGAGAUUUCUUUUCUUUUUUUUUUUUUUUGUGAAAUUUUGAUUCAAAGAUGCCACUUUCAGAGUUGUAUAGAUCAUCUAUCAGUGGAAAGAGUGAACCCUCUCAGCAGAAAUCAACUGAUGUUUCAUAUAUACCGAACGACGAGUUUGUAGAGUUGAUAUGGGAAAAGGGUCAGAUCAUGAUGCAGGGUCAGUCUAGUAAACUGAAAAAGACGCCAGUUUCGAGUAAUUUUCAGUUUCAAACACCGAAAGUUCAAGCAAAAGAUGGUCUUUUGGAUGUAUCUAUGCCUGAGAUUGGAUUGAAUCAAGAUGAUGAUAUGGUCCCUUGGUUAAAUUAUCCGCUUGACGAUUAUAGUUCUGAUCUGUUACCCGAGUUAUCCGGUGUGACAGUUCACGAACCCGUUAUGCAUAACGGUCUGAAUGCAACAGAGAAGAGAGGUAAUAAAGAUCCAAAUUCAGUGAUCGAUGUAACCCGAUCAAACACAUCUAAAGUUUCACGAUUUUCAGAUCCAACUGUUAGAUCGGGAGUUUCGGACAUAACUAAUAGUAAUUGUAGAAGUAAAGCCGGUAAUGAGAGUCAUAGAGAUUCUGUACCGCGUUGUUCAACUUCCACCGUGUUGAAUUUUUCGCAUUUUUCAAGACCCGCUGCUGCGGCUAUGGCUAAAGCUAGUGUUCAGAAUCAUGGACCGCAGAAAGAAACUGGUCAACCUGGUUCGGAUUCAGUCAAAGUUUGUUCAAAUCCUUUACCAAGUAAGCCAUAUGAUGAGCCACAUUGUGUCGACAAGUCCUCCAAUGAUGCAUGCGGAGGAGGUAAAGGAGGUUCAGAAACCGUAAAGAGCAACGAGCCAGUUGGUGCUUCUUCUUCUGUUUGUUCAGGGAAUAGUGCUGAACGAGCAUCAAACGAUUUGACCAAAAAUUGUAAGAGAAAAUCUCGCGAAACGGAAGAUUUUGAGUGCCAAAGUCAAGACGUUGAAGAAGAAUCGUUGGCCACUAAAACCGCAGCUGCUUCUCGAGGAGGUACGGGUUCUAAGAGAAGCCGUGCGGCUGAAGUUCAUAAUUUGUCUGAAAGGAGGCGACGGGAUAGGAUAAACGAAAAGAUGCGGGCAUUACAAGAACUCAUACCAAAUUGCAACAAGUUUUUACAUUACAAGGUGGAUAAAGCAUCAAUGCUUGAUGAGGCAAUUGAGUAUUUAAAGACACUUCAACUUCAAGUACAGAUUAUGUCAAUGGGAACUGGAUUAUGUAUGCCGCCAAUGAUGUUCCCGAAUGGAAUGCAACAUAUGCAUCCUCAUUUCUCCCCCAUGGGGAUUGGUAUGGGUAUGGGUUAUGGAAUGGGAAUGGGAAUGGGAAUGGGAAUGGAGAUGAAUGGCGGACAACAUAUGUUUCCGUUUUCUCCUACUAUACACGGGUCACGACACCCUUUCCCUUCUCCACCUAUGUAUGGGCAUCUUAGCCAAGGAAUGCCAAUGUUGUUACCUCAACCACCUAUGCCCGGGGUUCCCGCUGUUCGGCAAAUGCUGACACAAACCGAAGUUCCAGAUGCGGGCCCCAGCUCCAAGGACCCUAUCCCUAAUAAGAACCCUCACGUGAUGACACAGAUAUCUAGUCAGCCCCAAGUUGCAAACAAGAGCCUUAACCAGUCUACUUCAGUCGACAAAAGCGAUCAACUUGUAGAAGCUGGAUGCAGUACACGCGGUGUUGAUUAAAAUUUUUGUAUUGAAGGGACCAUGACCGCAUAAAACAAAUAGGAAAGUGAAGGUUGUGUUGACUUUUGUUGACUAUCCGAAAUGACUUUUUUUGGAAAGCAUCAACAUCCAUUAUGAUCUGCAUGGCGAUUUUAGUGUUGUGUCGAGAUUCUAUCGUUUGGGUUUAUUUCAAUUGCAGAUUGCCCCAUGAUAGUGUGAUUAGAUUAUUCGGUGUCAGUAUAGUUGAAAGCAGUGUUGUAAAAAUCGCGACUAGGCGACGAUUAGUCGGCGAUUAAUCGCUAGUCGUCCAGUUACUGAGUAAUUUUUCUUAAAUCGGUCCAUUACCCGACUAGGUCCGACUAGGCACGACUAGGUCCGACUAGGCAAGCCAACAGUCGACGAUUCCAGCAAAAAACCUGUAUAUUCCGGCCAAAACCUCUAAAUUCCGGUCAGUUUCCAACCAAAUCAUUUGAAUUCCAACAAUUAAUCAUGUAUACUUAAAUAAAUGAGUUGAGUAAGAUUUAAAACCUAGCUACUUAAAAUAUUUACCUAUAAAAAUGUAUAUAUUUAUACAUAAAACUGAAAAUUACAUAUAAAAAACCCGAUCCGAUUAAUCCUGAUUAAUCCCGAGUAAUCCCGAGUAGUCGCUAGUCCCCACUUCACCGGCCGACUAGCGACUAGCGAGUUCUCCAACCUUGGUUGAAAGCAUUUCUUUGUAAGGUAUUACGCGAUAACAAACAUCAGAAUCGAUGAAACGAUAAUUGUAUUUUUCA
Molecule: messenger RNA, 2877 nt
Organism: Helianthus annuus (common sunflower)
Lineage: Eukaryota; Viridiplantae; Streptophyta; Magnoliopsida; Asterales; Asteraceae
Product: transcription factor PIF3
Exons: 9
Coding region: 470-2125 (551 amino acids)
Biological process (GO): regulation of DNA-templated transcription
Molecular function (GO): DNA-binding transcription factor activity; protein dimerization activity
Source: RefSeq, a predicted model, not a curated record